UUUAUCUCAUUCGGGGGCGCUAUUUUAUUGUUAUUAUUUUGAAUGUGUUUUCCUGAGGCCCCCAUGGCUGUUGUGCCAGCACUCAUGUAGGUUUAUCCACCCACGGCUAUACCUUCGGAAUAUUCGCUCGAUUACUCACCGGGUCGGUAUCCACGUGCAUUUACGGGAGUUGCCAGUCCCAGAGAAGUUGCCGUUGGCGAAAGGAGGGUUUUCCCGUUCCCGACGACAAGUCCGGGCCGGGCGCGUUUUGGUCAACCUCGGCGGUUCCCGUGAGCGACAGCAAAAAUUUCGGGUUUUGACUUAGGCGGCGAAGUGUUUGACCCUUUCGCGGACGAGGCGAGAGAGGAUCUACCCUUCCCUGCCGUGGACCCUGUGCAACCGAACGGACCCAACUUUGAGGCGGAGAAAAUGAGCCAAGCGAAGCGGGAGGCGGGCGAGGGCCAGCCCGGGACUUCGGAGGAGGCAGCGCCGCAGCCCGUGAAGAGAGGUCGCGGCAGGCCGAGAAAAAAUCCGGAAAGUAAACCUCCCGAAGGUCCGGUAGUGAAGAGGCCGCGGGGAAGACCACCCGGUAGCAAGAAUAAGAACCCUUCCAAGCGAGCGCAGAAGGAGCCGAAGAAACCCAGAGGCAGGCCACGCAAAUGGCCUGCAGCACAACCAAAGAAGGAGGCUGAAGCUGAGGGUGCGGAGGCAGCGGCAGCCGCUCAGGAGGAGGAGUCAGCAGAGGGGGAGGAGACGGAGUAACGUCCUCAUCACCACUCCUCAGCUGGUGCUACCACAGAUACGUCGGACGGGCGACACCCGACAACCACUUCCCGCUACUUUUUUCACCACUUUCCUAUUACAAAACAAACAGCCUACAGGACUGAUGGUUAGAACCGCACUCAGCUGUAGAAAAAGACACAAUGUAUGGAAGAAGACUGACUGACAGCCAACCUUAUAACAUGCAGGUGGAGGAAAGAACUUGUUAACAGGAGGAAAGAUUGUAAUUAUGAAAGGCUCUGUGAUUCCCACUCCUUGGGAGCAGUAUUAAUGCAUCCACUGCCAAGACAUGUUGUCUCAUAUGGUUUGCUCGAGUCUGGAGUUGGUAGAGUUUGGAGCGCCUAAAGAAAUUGUAGGGGGAUGUAUGCAGUUAUAAAAAGAUAUGGUAAUGAAAAUAGUGUAGUGAAAGUGACUUUUGAAUAUGAUAAAGGUGAUUGCUGACAUGUAAUGAACCUGGAUGGUGGUAUAUAGUUAAAUAUACUGUAGUAUACUAUAUGUAGCUGAUACUCUAUUGUAGGGAGAGUCUUAACUGCUAUUUCUGUGAAUCUGUUGAUAUAGUAUCUCCUGUUGGUCUUGUUUCUGGAGGUUACAUUCCUUAUUUUGUGUGGUACAGUGACAGGUAAAUAUAGGCUAUUGUUUAAUGGAAAAUACAACUUUAACAUUGUUAUUUCAGAUGACAAACACACAUAAUGUGAUGCGAUUCCAGCAGUACAAAUUGACCUACAGCACAAAUCUGUUUUUGUUCUACAGAAUUCAUUUUUACCUUCAAGAACCAACCCUUGGUUGCCCCUGUGUCUUGUCACAGGUGUGCAUUUGCUGGACUC
Messenger RNA from Branchiostoma belcheri (Belcher's lancelet), 1583 nucleotides. Its product is annotated as high mobility group protein HMGI-C-like. The record is from RefSeq and is a predicted model, not a curated record. Gene Ontology annotation, molecular function: transcription coregulator activity; DNA binding. Bases 409 to 741 code for a protein of 110 amino acids. Gene Ontology annotation, biological process: regulation of DNA-templated transcription. Gene Ontology annotation, cellular component: nucleus; chromatin. NCBI's taxonomy places the organism in Eukaryota, Metazoa, Chordata, Leptocardii, Amphioxiformes, Branchiostomatidae. The transcript is spliced from 5 exons.